This is a messenger RNA of Lontra canadensis (Northern American river otter), 1129 nucleotides long. It is a transcript of the gene TATDN3, whose product is annotated as TatD DNase domain containing 3. The transcript has 10 exons. Gene Ontology annotation, molecular function: hydrolase activity, acting on ester bonds. The record is from RefSeq and is a predicted model, not a curated record. NCBI's taxonomy places the organism in Eukaryota, Metazoa, Chordata, Mammalia, Carnivora, Mustelidae. Bases 51 to 875 code for a protein of 274 amino acids.
GUUCCGACUGGGGCUCGGCGGGGGCGUGGACGGUGGCCGUGGCGGUGGCGAUGGGGGCGGUGGGCGUAGGGUUGGUGGACUGUCACUGCCACCUCUCGGCCCCGGACUUUGACAGCGAUCUGGAUGAUGUGUUGGAGAAAGCCAAGAAAGCCAAUGUUAUGGCUCUUGUGGUGGUUGCUGAACAUUCGGGAGAAUUUGAAAAGAUUAUGCAGCUUUCAGAAAGGUAUAAGGGGUUUGUCCUGCCCUGCUUGGGUGUUCACCCUGUUCAAGGAGUUUCUCCAGGAGACCAAAGAUGUGUCACAUCAAAGGAUUUGGAUGUAGCUUUGCCUAUUAUGGAGAAUUAUAAAGAUCAGUUGUUGGCAAUUGGAGAGGUGGGACUAGAUUUCUCUCCCAGAUUUGCUGGCACCGAUGAGCAGAAGGAAGAGCAACGACAAGUCCUAAUCCGACAGGUCCAGUUAGCCAAAAGAUUAAAUUUGCCUUUAAAUGUUCACUCACGUUCUGCUGGAAGACCCACCAUCAGCCUCUUAAAUGAGCAAGGUGCUGACAAAGUGCUCCUACAUGCAUUUGAUGGUCGGCCAUCUGUAGCGAUGGAAGGAGUUAAAGCUGGGUACUUCUUCUCAAUUCCUCCUUCUAUAAUAAGAAGCGGACAGAAGCAGAAACUUGUGAAACAGUUGCCUUUAACUUCAAUUUGCUUAGAAACAGAUUCACCUGCACUAGGACCAGAAAAACAGGUACGAAAUGAACCCCAGAACAUUUCCAUUUCGGCAGAAUAUAUUGCCCAGGUAAAGGGGAUCCCAGUAGAAGAAGUUAUAGAGGUGACAACACAGAAUGCGUUGAGACUGUUUCCCAGGCUUCAGCACCUGCUCCUGAAGUAGCUUCAAAACCAGAUGCCGCAGGGGAAGCAUUUGAGAGCAAGAAACGUUCUGAUUAAGAGUCUGAACUGAAGAAGCCAUUAUGUAACGAUAUAGAAGAUUAUCACUUUAGAGAAAUAUUUCUAAAAACCGGGCUUGGAUCCUGAAACCCUGGAUUCUGAGUCUGUCUUGUGCUUCCUUAUCAUUAUUGGAGUCCUAGCAGGAGACUGGGAGACACCUCUGCUUCUUACCGUACCCCAUUAAGUAGAACCACCGUA